CAGGUGUCCAUCUUGUGGAUACCACACCUAAAUUUUUAAGAAAAAUGCUGAAGCAAACUUCAAAUCAAAUCACUGAAUGGGACUGGAAAUUUCGGGUCAUGCUUCUACAAUAUAUAUUGACUGAUAUGGACUUUGAUGAUUUGGAAAAUAUUCCUCUUCUGCCACUAAACAAUGGCGAAUGGACUACAUUUUCAAGAUUUAGUCAGCCUAUUUACAUAUGUAGAAGAGAGGAAGCUGGGGCAUUGUUGGGCAUGGAUGGUGAAAUUCUCUUCGUGGAUUUGCCAUCAUCACUGAUGGAGAAGUUACAAAGUGCUGCAUCUUUUGGUACAAAUCAGCUGUGUAUAUUUAAUGCAAAUGAACACUGUGCAACAUUACUUGGAAAAAGUACAACUUAUGUACAAAGAGCUAGAUUAAGCACAAAGCAGGUGAAGUCUUGGUUACAAUUGGUUUGGAGCCUCCUCCAGAAUGUGCGGCUAGAAUAUGUUGAUAAUCUUAGUCUAGUACCUACUUCCAGAGACUUUGACUCAGCAGCACUCAUACCCUUGUCAUCAGCCAUUGUGAAACAAAACUAUGAUGGUCAUCUAUCUCAAGCAUGCAUAGACAUCCUCAGUCUUCUUAAUGUGCAAGUCAUCCAUGAACUCCCAAGUUUUGUUGCCCAUUUCCAGUUGCCCAGCUACUUCACAAGGUCAGAUGCUGAAGGGGUGACCCAAGUCCUUAACAAAAUAGCUAAUGAGUAUGAUUUAGACCGCCUAAAGAUUGCUGUUAAUUCAAAACUCUCAGAGGCACAUAUUGAUGCCCUUUGUCAAGUUCUGGAUAUGAGCAGAAUACAAGGUAAUCUUAAAACUUUACUUAAAGGUCUCAAACUCUUUAGAGGUGCAUAUAAUACCAACUGUGUCUUUUAUACAAGCAUUGACAUCUGUCAGAAAAUAGUGCCUGCAAACACCAACUUUCCUUUUGCAUUUCCUGAGACCCUGAUUAUGCCUGUAAAUGAGCCCAGGCGUCAGCUUGCAAUGGUAUUGGGUGCUAUGCCUCUUCUUCCUGAAGAUUUGUAUUUGCUUGCCUUUGAAUCAACUCAAGUACAUGGACGGGAUUACUUCAAUACACUUAUUGAAUAUGCAUUAAACAAUUCACUACUUUUGAAUGAUACAAGAGUGAGAAAAAAACUCCAAGAGAGUAGGUUUGUUUCCACAGAAGGGCAGAGAUAUCUGCUACCAUGUGAAACUUAUGAUCCAGAGGAUUCUGAAAGACAAGCAUUACUUGGGGAAGAUCUAUACCCAUCACAAACUUUUCAGAAGCAUCUCCCAAUACUCCGUGAACUUGGACUUCAGACUGUUCAGAGUAUGCCUAGAAAAGACCUCAUUGCCAUUGGAAGGCGACUGCAAAGUGCACAGCUAACAAAAGAGGAUAAAAUGAAGAAAGCUUCAUCACUAUUCAUGGCGAUUAAUCGUAGACAGGACUGUAGGAUGUUGUGCCAUGCAUUAAUGGAUAUUCCUUGUAUAUAUGGUGUGUCUACGAAACCAGAAAGAUAUCCAAAAAAUCUCCGAUGGGAAACUAGCCUAGAUUUAAUCACACCUAGAGCUGCUAAAUGUGAGAUGUUCAAAGAUAUUUGUGGCUCAGUAAUACCUUUGGUCUCAUGCAGUCAUAUCCCACAUGUUGCAGAGGCCUUUGGCUGGAAGCAUGAGCCCAAUGUUGAACAGGUAGUAAAUCACCUACAAAACAUAAUCAACUCAUACCAAGCAUCUGAAUUUGAAUACAUACAGUUGAUAAAGAACACAUAUAGACAUCUUGCACAACAUUUUACAAGUAGUACUCUCAUUACAUUACAGUCUCUACCAUCGGUAUUUACAGAAUAUGGUUUCAAGAGACCCAAAGAAGUUUACACUUCAGUAAAUGAGGGAGAUAUAAAAUUGCUACCAUACCUUUAUCCACUACCAUUUGACUUGCGUGAACACUCAGGCUUUUUCAUGGUUCUUGGUUGCUUUGAGAGUCAGACUACAGAAUUAUUUGUAUUUUUACUUGGGGAGAUCCAAAACAGACAUGUAGUAGGGGAAGAAGUAAACCCUGAAGUUGACAGACGUUUGGUAAUAUCUAUCCUUAGAAAAUUGCAGGACAAUAUAAAAGACAUAGAUCCUUCUCAAUUAUUGCUUCCCAUUGAAACAGAGGAUGGAAGUUUGAGACUCAUUGAGAUUGGGAAAUGCUCAUACUCAAGUGAGGCAUGUGAAUGGUUGGACAGUGAAGAAUUGUCAGUAAGUAUUGUACACAGAGAUGUGGGGGCCUCACUGGCAGAAUCUUUAGGUGUAGAGUCAUUAAGUAAGCAUAUGCUGGCAGGUGAGGAAGCUUUCAUGGAGUGGGGGCAGUAUGAGCCUCUCACCACUCGCCUACACAACCUCCUGCGUCAGUAUCGAGAUGGAUUAGCUGUCUUUAAGGAGAUGGUGCAAAAUGCAGAUGAUGCUGGUGCUAGAACAGUAUCGUUUCUCUAUGACGAGCGUCUAAAUAAAGAUGCUCGUACAAGGCUAAUAAAUGCAAAAUUGCAGGAAUGUCAGGGCCCCGCUCUGUGGGUCUAUAAUGAUGCUAACUUUACAGAAGUAGACUUUGAAAAUCUCCGAAAACUAGGGGCUGCAACAAAGGAACAUCAACCUACCAAAAUAGGCAAGUUUGGUCUUGGAUUUUCAUCAGUGUACAAUCUGACUGAUGUUCCAAGUUUUGUAAGUGGAACCAGUUAUGUUAUAUUUGACCCUCAUCUUUCAUAUGUGGAAGGAAAAAAUCAGACUCCUGGUGUUAGAUAUAACUUUGCAAAGGAGAAAAAUUCUGUCAUGCUUAAAAAACUCAGUGGGCAAUUUAAGCCAUUUAAAGAAGUAUUUGGUUGUGAUAUUCAAAAUGUAGGCAGUUAUGAUGGCACAUUGUUUCGCCUCCCAUUGAGAACUCCACAGCAAGCAGUAGUGAGUGAUAUAUGUAAAACAAGUUACCAAAGGGCAGAGAUGAUUGAGCUUUUGAAAAAGUUUAGUGAUAUCAUUGGAGAAAUUCUACUUUUCACACAGAAUGUCAAAGAAAUAAAAGUAUUUCACUUGAAGGAGAAUGCAUUAUUACCAGAGGAUAAAGUUUUACUAAUGGAGAGUUCAAGAAAAGAAAAGGAAAAGACAAGAAUACAGCAAGAUAUGCUUGUUGGGGUUUCAUCAGCAGAAAGUAUUAUGGAGUGUGUAGGAAAAUUAUUCCGUGAAGAUCACACCUGGAAGCAAGAAGAAUUCCACCAGAACAUUGUAUUAAACAUAACUGUGACACAUACAGCAGAUGCAGCAAAAUUAUGCAACAUAAGACAUAAUACCAGUGCUGUCACCUGGUUUACCUCUUGGCAUACAGGUCAUGGCGAUUCCUGCAGACUUGCAGAAAAACUGAGUGGAAAGGCCCUACCUGUUGGAGCCGUGGCAGCACCCCUGCAGAAAGCAGGAAAUUCAUGGCAACCUAUAGAGCUAGACAAACUUCCACAUGGAUUUUAUAAGAAGAGUCACAUGCAUUGUUUCUUGCCACUGCCAGUUUCAAGUUCCUUAAUGGUUCAGAUCAAUGGCUUUUUCGAAGUAGCAUCUGACAGGACAUCCCUCUGUACAAGAACUGAAGAUGACCGCAUUAGCUCGCAGGACUGGAACACCACUCUGAUAAGGGAUGCAGUGACAGCUGCCUACCAUACCCUUCUAACUACUAUCCGCUUGAAAGGUCUUGAUCAAAAUUGCAAGUACUAUACUUUAUGGCCACUCUGUGAAGAAGUGCAUGAUAGCCUUGCAUCUAAACUUUCACAGUCUUUUUACAAAUUGAUUGUGGAAAAUAACUUGACAGUGUUUCGUGAUGAGAGUUUGUGGUUGCCAUUUUCUAAAUGCUUAUUUCUAGAAGAAAGUAUCCACCAAACAAAAUCAAUUGGUAAAUAUGCAUUUAACUUCAUGAGAAACAUAUUAGAAGCAUCAUUGAAGAUUGUUGAAUUACCAGAGAGGAUUUCUUCUGGUUUUGCUCAUGAAAAUAUUUCACGUAAGAUUAUUACUCCAGAACAAUUUUUUGAAUGCUUCUUCAUUCCUAACAUGAGAAAGCAGUUUGUAAAAGGACAACGGAAAAAUUUGACAUUGUAUGCUUUAGAUCAUUACCCGGGUAUUGCCCAAAAAAAGGGAGAGAUUUUUUACAUUGCAACUACCCCAAAUGGAAAUCUGAAAAAGGUACAUGAGCUCAUUCUGCCAAACUCUGACAUUGCUCCACUGUAUGAAGUCUCAGAUGAAAGGUUCCCUGAGGAAGUUUUCUUGAAUAGUGGUCACCGUAGAGAUAUUCUGAAAGAUCUUGGUAUUAUGACGUCAAAGAUCACAAUAGAAAUGAUAUGUGAAAGAGCACAGACUGUAAAGGAUUUAGCUUGCACAAUGUGUGGAAUUCAGAGGGCUUCACACAUUCUAAAAUAUUUGAAUACUAACGACAAUAUCUGCAAAGAAAUCAAGGACAUUAGCUUUUUGCCAGUCAUGCCCAAACCUGAGGAGUGGAUUGUUAGCUGGAGAGGUGAAUCUUUCCCCCCUAAACUCUCAACAGCUUGUAAAAAACACAGACAAAAAAGUACAUCUACCUGCAGUAUAUCUUUUUCAAAACCAGAAUCAAUGUGUUGUGAAGAAAUUAGGUCAUUAGCUGGUAGCACACAUGCAAUUCUUGAUAAGUCAAUUCCAUUUUGGGUUGGCAAAAGUUUGGUUUGGAAAUCCUUAGGCAUGAUUACUAAUGAGAAAGAUUUGCCAAGUGAGAUAGCCAUCAACCAGCUGAAUAUCUUCAGGGAAGAAUUAAAAGAUAACUGGUCAAGAAUUGGAGAGCAGUGUCAUCAGAUUUACAAGUACCUAGAUAAGUGCAUAAUAGAUAAUGAUUUAGAUGUGGCAAACAUGACUGACCAAAAAAUACUCUUAACUAAAUUUGGUUUUAUUGAGCCCAACCGCUUUAUAUGCACAAGCAAUGAAAAUUGUGCUCCUGAUCUCUUCUCUGUAGAAACAGAAAAUCUUAGCCAAUACAAACACCUGAUGAAUGCUCUCAACAUUAAGAAACAUUUUCAUCCCAAAACUGUAUUUGAAAUUUUGCUUUCCAAAAAAGGAAAACACAAAACGACCAGAUUAUCUAAUGAAGAGGUGUGUCAGAUUUCAAGGCUCCUUCAUCUGCUGUUCAAUGAAAUGGCUUGUUACCCAAAUUCAGAAGAAGAAAUAGAUCUCUCCCAACUUCACCUUCCAGACUCUGAUGGACGCCUGGUACCUUUAGGGCAACUUUGCAUUGAUGACAAUGCAAUGCUCAGUUCAGGCAAAUUUAAGUAUCUAAAUGAGAAAUUUUCUCUCACACAAAACUUUAUUGAUAGACUGGGCCUUAAAACAAAAUCCAGGAAACGUCUAGAGGAAUCAUGCAAUCGCUUAGCAUUUGGACAACAUGAAUUGCUUACAACAAGAUUAAGGAACAUCUUGAAGGAAUACCCAUGUGAUAGUGGAAUAAUGAAAGAGCUGUUGCAAAAUGCUGAUGAUGCUGGAGCAAGUGAAAUUUCUUUUAUCAAAGAUUUUCGCCAUCAUUCUGACAAGAAAAUACUUGACAAAUCACUUGCUCCUCUGCAAGGACCUGCACUUUGUGUAUACAAUAAUAAAUGUUUCCAGGAAAAGGAUAUAAAAGGCAUACAAAAUCUUGGUGACAGUAGCAAAGAAAAGGAUCCAGCAAGUACAGGGCAAUAUGGUAUUGGCUUCAAUGCUGUGUACCACCUCACAGACGCACCAUCAUUCCUCACACGUGGACCAGAUACCCUGUAUGGAGAAGACCAAAGAGAAACAUUGUGUUUGUUUGAUCCUCAUUGUUGGUAUGAUCCUUUGGCAACAAAAGAGUACCCAGGGGCUCAGUAUGUAAACUUAGAUAAUUUAAGGAAGGAUUACCCCGACUCUUUUUCAGGAUACUUGGAUGGAAUGAUUCUAAAAGAAGAAGGCACUGUGUUUCGGCUUCCUUUAAGAACUCGUACAGACUCAGAUAUAUCAAAUACUGUCAUGACCCCUUCAGAAUUAGAAGAGAAAAUUGAGGAAUUUAAAGAGGAAAUGAGAAUGUGCCUGUUGUUCUUAAGAAGUGUUCGGAAAAUUUCCAUCAAACACAUUAAAGAGAAUGGAGAGUGUGUUGAAGAAUACUGUGUUGACGCAUGUAUAACAGAUGAAGAUGAAAAUAUGAUCAGAGAACUGAGAAAUUAUAUGUCACAGAGAAGACAAAGUAUCACAAACAAAGAUAACUUGAAUGAUUAUUUUCUUAAUAUGAUGAGAAUAUCGUAUAAGAUGGAGGUGAAGGAUAACCUUGCAUUACAUGAUCACUGGUAUGUAACCCAGCAACUUGGUGCUGAAAGCAGUCAGUGUUUACCCUCAGAGGAAAUACAACAAGAAUUUCUGGUGGGUUCAUUCAAUCUCCUCCCUCAUGCAGGAAUUGCUAUAUUGCUAGAUUCCACUUCUAAAAUAAACAGUGAGCAAAUGGCCACAUCUUGUUAUCUACCUUUGCCUGCUAAAUCAGGUUUGCCUUUUAGUGUUAAUGGGCAUUUGAUUUUAAACAGUUCACGACGAGACCUGUGGACAGGAAAUGACUUGAAGCAUAUGUGGAAUGAAUGGCUCAUGAAAGAAGUCAUGAUUCCGGCUGCUAUUCAGACAGUUUCCCUUUGCAAAGAGUUGAUUUUCUGUGGUAUCAAAGAGACAGUUGCAUAUGGUGUCUAUAAAAAGAAAGCUCGUAAAUUUUAUUGUAUUUUACCAAAUCCAACUAAGAUUAAUGACAAGUGGAAGAAAUUCUCACAGUGGUUUUUGGAAUAUGUAGACAAGCAUCAGAUUUCCAUAUUUAAUGUUUUCACUCCACACACAGAUAUAUCUACUUCAGAUGACUGCAAAUAUGGAAUUGUUGCUCGAUGUAGGAAUUUCUUUACUAAUCCUAAAGAAACAUUCGGCCACCAACAGAGAAAUCAAGCCUUAGAAGAAUUAGUAGGGACACUAACUUGGCAUUCACUUACAAAAGAUGGAGACCAGUUUCCUCUUUAUUUUUCAAAUGACACUCCUUACAAUCUUUUGAAUUCUCUCAAGAGACUGGGAAUGAAAAUUGGCACCAGGACAAUGGAACAAAGGUUAAAAGGUGCAAAAGUUAGUUACUUCAGUGUGACACCUGAUGUUGUCCUUGGAUUCUUUUUAUCAUGGACCAGUCAACACCCCGACAGAUGUAAGUUAAAUGUAGAAAACCACAUUGAAACAACCCCAAUUUUGUCAGAUAAAAAUGCUUGUGAGAUUUUAAGUUACCUCUUUCUAUCAGAAAAAUUUGCACAAGAGAUGAAUAAUUUUCCCAUGCUGUUAACUCAGGACCAUUAUUUACAUGUUUUCAGUGAAGUAGAACCAGUUUUCAUAUCAAGUUACAGUGACUUGCUGCCACACUCAAGACAUGAAUUUUUACAUGACAAAAUGGUAAAGAAAGUUUGGUCAUUUCAUAAACAGAGUCUACCGUCAGUUCUCAGGCCAUUUUCAGUUUCAGAUCUUGCUGAAAGAAUAGAGACAGUGUUAGACCAGUCAUUUAAAAACACUGAUAUAAUGAAACUUUCUGUAGUUGAUGGGUUAACAGAAGAAUGGCUUAAAAGAUUGUGGUACUUUGUACAUGAAGACAUUAAACAAAAUUUCAGUUCAAAUGAUAAUGAAGUUGAUUGGGAGAGAGGAAAGAUGAAUCUGCUGGCCAUGCUAGGAGACUGGCCAUUAUAUCCCAUCACUGUAAAUAACACGUCACAUUUUAUCCCAAUUAAAAAUGCUUAUUGUGUCUUACAGACAGACAAAUCCAGUGACAGUUUUAAUCAGUUGCCCAUUCCACGCCCACAUAAUGAAUUUGAUAUCCCCAUUGAGCUUGGACUCGCAGCAACAUUGGAUAAUCCAGAAGCAGUGUUAAGGGCACUGCAUUUUCACAGAGAUAAAAUUGGUGCAAGUGCUGCAUUAAGAAACAGAUCUCAAAAUAUCAGGAUCUUAGAAUACUUUGGUGAGAAGAUAAACAAGCAACACAGACUCUGCCGAGAACAACUACGAUCCCUUCCCUUAUAUGAAAAUAUCAGUGGUAAAUAUGAAAGUGUAACAGAUAAAGAGAUUAUUGUUCCUGUGACCACAAAUAUUAAAGCAGAGAAUUUCAAGCACUUCAUUGAAGGGAAUGGCAUAGCAUUAUUGAAAGCUACAACAUCCGAGACUUUGAAGAACUUGUACAUCUAUCUUGAUUCAUCAUGCAUAAUGGAAGACCUAGAAAUCUAUAGCCAGUAUGUCCUACCUAAUCUGAAAGACAUGGAUUCAGAGGAGAGGGUCAAGCAUCUAAAGUUUCUUAGAGGUGAACUAGAGAAAAUAAGAUAUAGUCAAGAGUCAUCAUGGCCAACUAAAGAGAGGAAUGUUAUUACUCAGCUAAGAGUUACCCCCUUCAUCCCAUUGGGUGGUUCACUACAGACAGCAGACCAUUUUUAUGACCCCUUAAAUGCAGUUUUUGAAGUGAUGGGUCUUUGCAACUUGCCAAAUGAAUGGUGUGCAUUGGAAUGGCAGUGGUUUUUAAAGCUGGUAGGAAUGAAACAUGAAAUAUCGAGUAAAAUGUAUUUGAAGUAUAUAAAGUCAUUGUCAAUAACUGAUCCUAAUGUUGAAGUCAAGUCAACAACACUUGUGGAGCAUUUAUUUUCAAACCAUAAAGAGUUGGAAGAUUCAUUUUGUGAAAUCAGAGACAUUGAGUUUAUUGUUCCAUUUAAAAGCCAGUUUUGUGAAAGUAUCUCAUCCCAUUAUGAGACUAGCUCUGGCUUAACGUCUUUCUCUAAAUCUUACCCCACAACCUUAGGAAAUUUAGUAUGGACUUCAGCUUGUCUCUUACCAUAUUUUGCUCUACCACAUGACAAAGAAUUGAAAGAAAAGCUAAACAUUUCAAGUACUCCUUCAGAGAACACAGUUUUCAAUCAUAUAAGAAACAUUUGCACUGAACUACAGAAGAACAGCAAAUCUGAAGAGAAAGUGUCUAAAGUCAUGGCUGAUGUAUAUGAAUAUCUCAUGAAAGCUAAUAAUGAUGCUUUACUUGAGAAGAUUGUAUGUGCUGAAAUUCCUGUGAUUCACAUUCCACACCUAAAGACUUUUGUGACUACAAAUUUAGUUGUAUUAUCUUUGGAUUGUAGUUUAGCCCCAUAUUUAUAUAAGGCACCAACAAAGUAUGGACUAUAUUUUCCUGUUUUUGAAAGAAUGGGUGUACAAGCAGAAGUAACUAAUAACACAUAUGCAAAAGCAUUGAACAUGAUAGGCAUGAAUAGCCAAAAUAAUGUUUUAAACCCAGAGGAGUUUAGAUGUGUCAAAACAACAUUGAAUGGUAUGUUGAGAGAUAGGUGGAAUUUAAAAGAUAUUGAGGUUUGUGAAUUGUUUUUACCAACCAGUGAUAGGAAACUUUCAUUAUCCUCAUGCAUGUAUGUUGCAGACACUCUAGAGCUUGAAAGAGCAUUAUGGAGAACUUUGGAUAAACCAUUACUAAUGAAUUUUGAGUGCUUAAAAAAUUAUUCUGCAACAAAUGUAGACUUUGUUAAACUUCUACCAGAGAGACUACGCCCCACAUUUUUGUCUUCUGUAGUAAAACAAGAAUUUAAAGAACAUGGAAUAAACUUGGUCAACAGCCAGAUUGUUAGAGAGGUUCUAAGUGGUUUGGAAACACAAGAGUUCAAGACAGCUGUCUUAAGGGUAUUUAAUCAUGCCAGUCAAGACAAACUUUGCAAGGAGAAAGAAAAAGAAAUACUAGACAAGCUUGAAUGUGUUUCUUUGAAAACAGUAGCAGAAAUUACGGUAGACCUCAAAUUUCAAGGGCAGGUAAUAGGAUCAAAGACUUACACUUAUGGAUAUCAUCUUGAUGAUUAUGUCAAAAAUGAAAUAAGAAAUAUUAUAAUAUACUUAUGCCAAACCGGUGAAGAGAAAUUCCUGUUACUUGGUCUGUCUUGUGCAUUUCGGAGACUCCUUGGAUAUACAGGUGAUACCAAUGAACAUAUGAUGGCAAUAUUCAUGUCUCUUCAAGAGCCAAGUGAAAUCCAUCAGCUCUUGGACAGGAAAGGUAUUAAGGCAUCUGCUAAUUCCCAAGUUGAAGACAGUGUCCGCAUGUAUAAAUCUGAUGUUGGUUCUUAUCUCCAUGUAGACUUUAUACAUUUACUGGACAAUGAACUAUAUUCCUUCCAUGAGGGGGAACUGGUGUGCAUGAAAAAGUAUAUCCAUGGAGAAUUAUUAGACCGUGAAGAAGAUAUUUUCAUCAUCGUGCAAGUAAAAAGACGAGUCACAAGUUUUGACAACCCAAUACAUGAUAUGAAUGAAGUAAGUGACACUGGAUCAGAAGCUGAACCUCUCUUAACUGUGAAAGCUUACAAGUUGUACAAAUUUAUAAGAAAAGCAACAGUUUGUAGAGAUAUUGUCCCAAAGGAUUCUGUACCAGAGGAAGAUGACGAAGAUGCAGUCAUGAAAAAUGUUAGGAUGCAGGUAAUAGAGAUAUGGAAGGUUGAAGAUCCAAGCAAUAGAAAACACCUGCUGCGUCGACUAAUGCUCAAAUGGCAUCCAGAUAAAAACCCUGAAAAAGUGGAGUUAGCAACCCGAGUCAUGCAGUAUAUCCAAUCCCUCUUGAGCCGCCUGGAAUGCGGAGAAAUAAUACCAGAGGAUGACGAUCAUAAUACUUUUCCAAGUAGACAGCCCAGUUCAUUCUACGAGGACAUCUUCCGCUCUCCUCCUAGUUAUUACAGAGAGCCCAGGAGUUCAAGCAGUGGUACAUCCUCUUUCAGCUACUCCAGAGGCCCCUCAUCCUCAUCACACAGAAACCAGGAAAGAACAAGGAUGCCAGACAAGCCGGAAGCCCACAAGUGGUUAAAACAAGCAGAUCACGAUCUAAAAGAAGCUGAGAGGCGAGGGGAUGGAUCCAGCUGCUGGAUCACCUAUAUGUGUCAUCAGGCAGCCGAGAAAGUCCUGAAAGCAGCUCUAUACCUGGAGGACAGAGACGCGGCGCAGAGUUAUCAAAGUGGCUCACAGUGCCAUUCCCUGACUGCAGUGGCACAGCAACUGUCUUGUAGCAGUAUCUUGAGCUUGGCAAGGGAUAUGGAAUGUCAUGUUGGCCAUCAUACCUACAUGAGAUACCCAACAAGCUUAGGAGUCCCAUGUGAUCGCUAUGCCCAACAUGAUGCUGAAUUUAUGCUGGAGAAAGCAGUGACCUUAUGAAAAAUUGAAGCUAGGUUCCCAUCCCUGUGAUUACUUUAUUAGUAUAAAGCUCCAAAUUAAAAUCAUACAUUAUAGGACUUUUCCAUCACCAUGCCUUUCUAGAAAGUGCUCUACAUAUUUCACAUCACAGGAGAAAAUGUAUUAAAGUGUUUAUUUCUACUUAUAAUGUUAGCUAUAACUUCAGAGAUUUCAAAACCUGAUUAUUUUGUAAAGAGUAUAUACUUUCACAUGCUAUGGUAGUUUAGUUCCCCCUUUUUUUCAACAUUAGAUGGAUUAGGAAUAACAUUUAUGUUAGUUGUGAGUGUUCUGGGAUUUCCAAGAGUGAUUAUUCAAAUAUUUUACAUACCAUGUUAGAUUUAUGCCCUACAACAUACAUGGUUCAAAUCCAAUCCCGAACACACGAAAAUAUGUUUUUCAUUGUUUAGGUUAAGUUUAUGAACUUUAUUGGCAAGACCUCUGUCCUUGACUUCACGUUUUGCAUCAUUGAUUUAUCCUAUGAGUAGUUUUUAUGUAUUCCUUUGAAUCCCUCAAUGCAAGAGGGUGGCUUAUAUAGUGUUACAUGAAUAGACAUUGCAAGAUUUAUAUUUUACUUAGUUCUACAGUGUGAAUAUACAACUGGGUAACAUUUCUCAAUAUUUUUGUUGGCAAGAUGCAUUCCUAUUUAGUUAUCUUUAGUUUUAGUGUCUGUGUUUCAAAUUGUAUUUUUAUGUCUUUAUUGUUUAUACAAGUGAAUUUCCAUAUACAAAGUAUCUAUAUUUAUAGAGGACGGCUGUAUUUUAUUUUUGAAAAUUUUCAAACGUUAACAGUUGAUUUGUAUACAUUUUAUUGAAAAUAAAAUU
Molecule: messenger RNA, 12049 nt
Organism: Penaeus vannamei (Pacific white shrimp)
Lineage: Eukaryota; Metazoa; Arthropoda; Malacostraca; Decapoda; Penaeidae
Source: RefSeq, a predicted model, not a curated record